Molecule: messenger RNA, 1975 nt
Organism: Suillus discolor
Lineage: Eukaryota; Fungi; Basidiomycota; Agaricomycetes; Boletales; Suillaceae
Exons: 8
Coding region: 47-1975 (642 amino acids)
Biological process (GO): positive regulation of transcription by RNA polymerase II; negative regulation of transcription by RNA polymerase II
Molecular function (GO): zinc ion binding; RNA polymerase II cis-regulatory region sequence-specific DNA binding; DNA-binding transcription factor activity, RNA polymerase II-specific
Source: RefSeq, a predicted model, not a curated record
CUUUGGUAGCAUAAAUGUCCGCGUCCAAAGUCCAUGCGUGCUAGUCAUGGAGAAGGACAACACGGGUGGUGCGUCAUCUUUGGCUUCUGCAUUGUCCACACUGUCCUCAGCUGCAGCACCACCGCAUUCUUCUUCUUCUGCGACACCGGUGAAGGUACAACAAUUCAGAUGGAAGGAUGAUGAAGGCAAGACCGUUUGCAAUGCAUGCGGCCUCUACUAUAAGCUUCACGGCUCUGCUUGUCCCAUUAGUAUGAAAUCCGAUAUUAUUUGGAAGCGCUCUCGACACAAUGCUUGUGUGCAGCGCUCCUCCCUCACCGAGCCCCCAAGCGCAUCUAACAUGCCUGGCACUCCUUCCGUUAUGGAGGAGACACUUUCAGAACAGGUUCUGGUGCGACAAGCACAGGUACUUCUUCGUCUUCACGGCGCAGCAGCAUGGACUCACUUCGAAAGCAGUUCACACAUCGAUGAAGACUCGACUGAUUCUUCUACUGACUCAGAUGAAGAUCUUGUGCAAGUACGUGCUGCCAUUGGGCCUGCUAGAGAUGGUGCGACUGUUCAGGAAGUCCGCCAGGUGCUUGAAGUCGCACAGAACCUGCUACUGAAUAUGCGUGGUAAAUGUCGAGAAUUACUGAAACGGAAUGCACUCCUCGAGGCUACUACAGCCAAAGGACAUCGGUGGAACCUGACCACCAAGGAUCUUGCACUCUCCGCCAAAGAAGAUACUAUACGGGCUCACGGGCACAAAUAUUAUAUGACACACUGUCUAUGGAUCAAUGCCGAAAUUUUUCCCUUGCGUGCGCCUCCUAACAUUGAACUCUUUGGCAGUGAGCGCUGGCUGUCGCCACAGUCAAUAGAGGAUGGCGUAAAGGCAGAGCUAUUCAAGUUCAUUCCAGAAAUUGAUCACGAGUUGAUGCAUCACAAGAACUUUGCACCGCAUUUUGCAAAGGGAGUUGGUGGCAUUCGCUUGGAGAUGGUGUCAGAUGUCAAAUCUUGCGCAGGCGCUAUUUUUGGGUUGAAUCCUGAAUUUUUUGUUCGAGGCUACCCUCGUGAUACCCAACCAGAAUGCCGUGUUGUGCUUGUGAAUCCCCAUGGUGAACACACAAAGUUUGCUCCCAUACUCUUUCUUCAUCCAGAGCAUCCCAACAAAGACGAAUUUCUCAAAACAGCAAAGCUUGUUCGGGUCUUAAAAGUGGCGCUCUUUGGGAAAUCCUCCCUUUCUGCCACCUAUGCUCCAGCUCCCAAGACUAAGGGCAAACUCUGGCAACUAUGGAAUACCACUCCAGGUAUGAUUGCUGCUGCUGCUGUUGUUGCAAUAUUUGUUCUCUCAGGCGACAAGGAUCUGUAUGCUAAGGGCAAAAAAAGCAACAUCAUGUACCACCAAUAUCACAACUACUAUCGGCAAUGCCUAAUGACUGGAGGCACCUGGGCGCGAGACAUCCUUAGCUUUUACAACAAUGCCCUCUUUCCGGAAACCUCAUCCUUGCAUGCCAAUCAAGACACGGCAGAUACAGACUUAGGCGCUUCCCAAAACAACUGGGAAGAAGAACUCAAGCGUGCCAUGGAAGAAGGAGGCCAUGGAGUAGCUUUUGCUUUUAAAUUUGAUCCCAUUGUUAUCGCUCAAUCUGCCUCCGUUGUGCCCCCACCAUCUGCCUCUGUUGCACGCCCACCAUCUGCCUCCAUUGCACGCCCACCAUCUGCCUCCGUUGCGCUACCAGUACAUGACCCUGACAUUGCCGCCACUGGAUUGCCACGCAUGUCUGUGACCGCUCCCAUUACUUUACCCGCUCCUAUCAUUGCAGCGCCAUCCAAUUCUAUUUCUUCAGCAAUGCAGGACCUUACUUUGACAGAUGGUUCUCGCACUGUAGAACCUAAUGUGGUUGGACCUAUCCCCCCAAAGCCCAAACCAAAGCCAAGGCGCAAAGCUAAAGCAGAUGAGCUAGGUACCGAGGUUCGCAGGUCUGGCCGCAAGAAGUGA